UACUGUGGAUUUGAAUGUUGCAAGAUCUUUAUACUUAAUUACGGGUAUUCAAUCAGAUGCCGCGUAUCGUUUAGGUCAUUUCCUUGGUUUGCAAAUUGAUGUUGACUAUGAUGGAGAAAAACGAUUCUUAAUGAGGAUUGCGCUAUACUUGAAACGUUCUUAUGAAAAUUGGACAAUGCAAUCUUAUGUUCUUGCGCAAUCAAUGGAAUUAUUUUUGAUAUCAUGGAUUUUUUUAGGAUCAACACUUGAAAGCUAUGGCAUUCCGGUUACAUCACCAAAUAUACUAAUAUCUGUGAGAGAAUGGGAUUUGUAUAGAGACAACAAAAUGGAUCUACCGGAUAUCAAGACAUGA
This is a messenger RNA of Funneliformis geosporum, 352 nucleotides long. The record is from the annotation of a GenBank genome assembly. NCBI's taxonomy places the organism in Eukaryota, Fungi, Glomeromycota, Glomeromycetes, Glomerales, Glomeraceae.